Molecule: messenger RNA, 2019 nt
Organism: Gastrolobium bilobum
Lineage: Eukaryota; Viridiplantae; Streptophyta; Magnoliopsida; Fabales; Fabaceae
Product: pentatricopeptide repeat-containing protein At3g26782, mitochondrial
Exons: 2
Coding region: 1-2019 (672 amino acids)
Biological process (GO): RNA modification
Molecular function (GO): zinc ion binding; protein binding; RNA binding
Source: RefSeq, a predicted model, not a curated record
AUGAUUUCAUUUGUGUUGAGAUUAAUUUCAACCGGUCAUGGUCAUGGUCGUGGUCGUGCAGCAUGUUGUGUUAAGAAACGACGACACUCCACAACCAAAAACGUAAACCUCACAAGCAUGUUCGACAAAUACGUGGACAAAAACAGUGUCUCUAGUUGGAACUCCGUCAUCGCCGACCUCGCUCGAAGUGGCGACUCCGUGGAGGCUCUUGGCGCCUUCUCUUCCAUGCGCAAGCUCUCUCUGCACCCCAACCGUUCCACCUUCCCCUGUGCCAUCAAAUCAUGCUCUGCACUCUCGGAUCUCCGCGCGGGGAAGCAGACCCACCAGCAAGCUUUCGUCUUUGGUUUCGGAUCGGACCUCUUCGUUUCUUCUGCGCUCGUUGAUAUGUACUCCAAGUGUGGUCACUUGGAAGAUGCACGAAACCUGUUCGAUGAAAUUCCCAAAAGAAAUGUGGUCUCUUGGACGUCCAUGAUUGCUGGCUAUGUCCAAAAUGAUUAUGCCCGGGAAGCUAUUUGCCUCUUUAAGGAGUUGUUGGUUGAGGAAAGUGGGUCUGGGAAUGUGGGGUCUGAGGAUGAGGAUGUUUUUGUGGAUUCGGUUCUAGUGGGUUCUGUUCUUUCGGCUUGUUCUCGGGUGUGUUGGAAGAGUGUGACUGAAGGGGUUCAUGGUUUCGUGAUUAAGAGGGGGUUUGAGGGGUGUUUGGGGGUUGGGAAUACUUUGAUGGAUGCUUAUGCAAAGUGUGGUGAGAUGGGUGUAUCUAGGAAAGUGUUUGAUGGGAUGGAUGAGUUUGAUGCUUAUUCUUGGAACUCUAUGAUUGCUGAAUAUGCACAAAAUGGAUUAUCAUCAGAGGCUUUGCAUGUUUUCAGUGAUAUGGUGAAGAGAAGCAAGGUCAGAUAUAAUGCUGUGACAUUAUCUGCAGUGUUGUUAGCCUGCGCGAAUUCAGGAGCUCUCCAGCUAGGCAAGUGCAUACAUGAUCAGGUUAUAAAGAUGGAUUUGGAGGAUAACGUGUUUGUAGGUACUUCUAUAGUUGAUAUGUACUGCAAAUGUGGGAGAGUUGAGAUGGCUAGGAAGGCAUUUGAUCGCAUGAAAGAGAAGAAUGUUAAGUCAUGGACUGCUAUGGUUGCUGGUUAUGGAAUGCAUGGACGUGCAAAAGAUGCUAUGGAAGUCUUCUACAAGAUGAUAAGAUCUGGAGUCAAACCGAAUUACAUUACUUUUGUGUCAGUUUUAGCUGCUUGCAGCCAUGCUGGUCUAUUGAAAGAAGGCUGGCAUUGGUUUAAUAGAAUGAAAUGUGAAUUUAGUGUUGAACCUGGGAUUGAGCAUUAUUCGUGCAUGGUUGACCUCCUUGGGCGUGCUGGCUAUCUUGAUGAAGCUUAUGGUUUGAUCCAGGAAAUGAACGUUAGACCUGAUUUUAUAGUCUGGGGCUCCCUUCUUGGGGCUUGUAGGAUUCACAAGAACGUGGAACUAGGGGAGAUCUCUGCAAGAAAACUAUUUGAGUUAGAUCCAAGUAAUUGUGGGUACCAUGUACUACUCUCUAAUAUUUAUGCUGAUGCUGGAAGAUGGGACGAUGUUGAGAGGAUGAGAAUAUUGAUGAAGAGUCACGGAUUGCUUAAAACUCCUGGAUUUAGUAUAGUUGAACUUAAAGGUAGGAUACAUGUAUUUUUAGUUGGAGACAAAGAGCAUCCUCAACAUGAGAAGAUUUAUGAGUAUUUGGAGAAAUUAAAUGUCAAGCUGCAAGAACUUGGUUAUAUGCCAAAUGUAACAUCAGUCCUUCAUGAUGUUGAAGAGGAAGAGAAAGGAAUGGUUCUAAGAGUUCACAGUGAGAAACUAGCCGUUGCCUUUGGAAUCAUGAAUUCAGUUCCUGGGUCAACAAUCCAGAUCAUAAAAAAUCUUAGAAUUUGUGGUGACUGCCACCUUGCAAUUAAAUUAAUUUCCAAGGUAGUGAAUCGAGAAAUUGUUGUCAGAGAUUCAAAACGAUUUCAUCAUUUCAAGGAUGGGUUGUGUUCAUGUAGGGAAUACUGGUGA